Harpia harpyja (harpy eagle) is the source of this 1841-nucleotide messenger RNA. RefSeq names its product neurogranin. The transcript is spliced from 5 exons. Gene Ontology annotation, molecular function: calmodulin binding. Gene Ontology annotation, cellular component: membrane. The coding region runs from base 74 to 595 and encodes 173 amino acids. Gene Ontology annotation, biological process: binding of sperm to zona pellucida. Lineage: Eukaryota; Metazoa; Chordata; Aves; Accipitriformes; Accipitridae. The record is from RefSeq and is a predicted model, not a curated record.
GGGACGGCGGGGGGUGCGGGUCGCGGCUAAUCCCGGCUGUGCCGCUGCGGGGGGGGGCCCGGGAGAGGCAGCCAUGUCCAUCCCCUCCUCCAGCACCACCCUACGGCUGCCCGCCGGCUUCAAAAACCUGCUGGAGGGGCUGGCACUGGAGGUGUUGCGGGCACAGCCCGCCGAUGUGGUGGCCUUUGCCGCUCAGCACUUCCAAAUGCUGCUGGAGCAGAGAGAGGACAGCUCAGCUGACCUGGCAGUGUGGGGAGCCCGGCUGGACGAUGAGGUUCUCACCCAGCCUCUUUUCCAGGAGCCAGGGGAGGACAAGGAGAAGGAGGACAAGGACAAGGAGGAGGAGAAGGCAGGGGAGCAGGCAGGCAGCGUCGCAUCCACAGACACAGAGGGAGCCUGCACGAAGCUGGACGAGGACAUCCUGGACAUCCCCUUGGACGAUCCCGACGCCAACGCGGCGGCCGCCAAGAUCCAGGCUAGUUUCCGUGGCCAUAUGACCCGCAAGAAGAUCAAAGGCGGUGAGAUCGAUCGGAAAACCAAGGACGCCGAGUGCGCCAACAGCACCCGCGGCAGCGACCUCCGCAACGGCGACUAGGGGCCGCCAGGCGCUCCCCGGACCCCCCUCGCUGCCGACCGCCGAGGCCCAGGAGCCCCCGCUUCGCCCCGCCGCCCCCCGCAUGCGCCCCCCGGGGUCCCCCCGCAGCCGGGCCCUGCCCCCGCCUGCCCCCCCCCGCCCCGUCCCCCCCCCGCCCCAAUAAACGUCCCUGCCGGAGGCCCAGCCUGUUCUUGGCACCUUUCGACGUCAGCCGGCGGAGCGGUGAGGUCACAGCGGCGCGGAGGCGGGAUGGCCACGGGGCGGGUGAUGCCCAGCAGCGAUGUCAUAUGUGCGUGCGUGACGUCGCUGGCAGGCGUGUGACGGCUGGUGUGACAGCAUACAGGCGCGUGACAUCACGGCAGGGCACGCGAUGGCUGGCACGACAUCACGCAAGCGUGCGGGGCGUGGCGCGACGCCGCUCAUGGGUGGGAGAUAGCUCGUGUGAUGCUCUGCAGCCGUGAAGUUGGGUGGUGUGACGUCGCUGUUGAAUGUGUGACGGCUGCUGUGACAUCAUACAGGUGUGUGGGACGUCACUGCUAGACAUGAUCGGAGGCACGAUGUCUUACAGGCAUGUGUUAUGUCACUGCUGACAGCGUGAUGGUGAGUGAGACAUCAUGCAGGCACGCACAACACCACUGAUGGACAUGUGACAGCCAGCGUGAUGUCCUACAGACAUGAGUUGGAUGCUGUGAUGCCACACACUCAUUGUGACAUCAUGCCACCCGACUCAGGACCGGGGCAGGGUGUGACAUCACGGUGAUGGACAGGCGAUGGGUCUUGGGGUGUGACAACACACGCACGCCAGGACGCCAUCCUGAGGACCCUGGCUGGUGCAAUGUGACAUCACCCAGCCACCGUGACAUCACACAGUCGCUGUGACAUCACACAGUCGCUAUGACAUCACCCAGAGCGACGUAGGACCCACAACCCCCUAAAUCCCUGCAAACUCACCCAAAACCACAGCAACGGACAGCACGGCCAGCUUUUAAUCAGAAAACCCCUAAAAAAAGUGCAUCUCCCCCCCCAACCCCUUGUCACCCCCCCCCCUGCCGCUUUUAAUGCUCUUUUAUGAAAAAUCCCCCAUUUCAACUGAGAUAUAUAUAUAUAUAUAAAAAAAAAAAAAGAAGAGGACCCCCCCUCUGGGCGGCGCUGGGGCUAUUUUGGGGUGUUAUAUUUACGGGGAGACUCGGCCCCCCCAAACCCGGGGAGCCUCCUGCACCCAUUAAACAACCCCAUGACGAGUCUA